This is a messenger RNA of Pseudopodoces humilis (Tibetan ground-tit), 3190 nucleotides long. It is a transcript of the gene RIT1, whose product is annotated as Ras like without CAAX 1. NCBI's taxonomy places the organism in Eukaryota, Metazoa, Chordata, Aves, Passeriformes, Paridae. Gene Ontology annotation, biological process: signal transduction. Gene Ontology annotation, cellular component: membrane. Gene Ontology annotation, molecular function: GTPase activity; GTP binding. The record is from RefSeq and is a predicted model, not a curated record.
UUGUGGCGGAGGAGCCGCCGCCAUUUCGGUGUCGCUGGGAGCGGGGCCGCGGCAGCGGCGAGGGGGCGGCGAUGGAUCCCGGAGCCCGCCCGGGGGGCGGCGGAGCCCCGGGACAGUCCCGCGAGUACAAACUGGUGAUGCUGGGCGCGGGAGGCGUCGGCAAGAGCGCCAUGACCAUGCAAUUCAUCAGUCACCGGUUCCCAGAGGACCACGAUCCCACCAUUGAGGAUGCCUAUAAAAUCCGGAUACGCAUCGAUGAUGAACCUGCCAACCUGGAUAUUUUGGACACAGCAGGACAGGCCGAGUUCACAGCCAUGAGGGACCAGUACAUGAGGGCUGGCGAGGGUUUCAUCAUCUGCUACUCCAUCACCGACCGGCGCAGCUUCCACGAGGUGCGCGAGUUCAAGCAGCUCAUUUACCGCGUGCGCCGCACCGACGACACCCCCGUGGUGCUGGUGGGCAACAAGUCCGACCUCACCCAGCUGCGCCAGGUGUCCAAAGAGGAGGGCUCUGCCUUGGCUCGGGAAUUCAACUGCCCCUUCUUUGAGACGUCGGCCGCCUUCCGCUACUACAUCGACGACGUGUUCCACGCGCUGGUGCGCGAGAUCCGCAGGAAGGAGAAGGAGGCUGUCAUGGCCAUGGAGAAGAAAUCCAAGCCCAAAAGCAGCGUCUGGAAAAGACUCAAGUCCCCCUUUCGGAGGAAGAAGGAUUCUGUCACUUGAACGGAAAAUUUUUCUGCAAAACAGGACAGAAGCUGUGACCUUUUGUAAGCAAAGCAGCUCGGUGACAACGCUGACAGGAUGUGUGACACCCGAGGGAUUUUGCGAGGGAAUGCGUAGCUCUGCCAGUUGUUUUUGUUUAGAGACGUGUUGCCUUGAUUCUGGGUGUUGAACUUCACACCCAGUGAUAGUUGUACUUUGUUGUCAUUUUUUUACUGGACCCAGUGCUUGUUGUCCACCAAGGCCGAUGGGUUCGUGGCCCUGCACUUUGGAGUGUUUGUCCUUGGUCACAGCGCCCUGGAACUGUGCAAAGCUGGAGUUGGACCUCACUGAAUCCAUGUUGUUUGCACAGGAGGAUUUUGCUGCUCUCCAUAACAACAACCCACAGUGUGAGGGCUUGAACAGGAGUUCACAAAGUGUCCUGGCCUUGGAGGUCACCGAGCAGAGCCGGGCUGGACUUGUGCCCUCAUGGAACAGAUUUCUUUCCAGGAAAAUCGCCGUGGAAUGCUUGUGUGGAAGUUCAUCCAAGUGAUCAGUUCACCAGCAGUGCUGCAGGUGGGAUGUAAACGAGGCAGAAUGACAGAAAUCAUUCCCAGAUCACCUCUGGGAUCGUCAAGUCCAACCUGUGACCCAGCACCACCCAGAGCAGAGCACUCAGUGCCACGUCCAGUCCUUUAAACACCUCCAGGGACAGUGACUCCACCACCUCCUGAGCAGCCCCUUCCAAAUUCCAUCACCCUUUGUCAUAAAGGUUCCUGUGGCAGCUGUGACUUGGCAGCAGUGCAGGAACCUGUGGGAUUUUCCUGCUGCAAACAGCACUGAAGGUGCACAUGGAGCGUGAUAUGCUGGGAAAUCACAGCUUGGAGCUCCCUGGCUUGUUGCAAGCCCUGGGGGAACAGAGCACUGGCUUGUUUAGCCAGGUUUGUGUCAUCCUAAGGGCAGCAGUGACUCUGGGGAGUGUGAGUCUCUGGCAGUCAUUCCCAGCUAUUCUGUGGGAAUUGUUUUGCAGAGAAAACGGCUGAUCCUGAGGUUCUGUGCCCAGAGCUGGCAUUCCCUGAUCCUGCUGAGGCUCCCCCAGCGCAGUUCCUGGAGCAGAGCAGGGAAACCCAGGCCCAGCAGCUCCUCCCCUCGCUAACCUCACCUGUGCAGGUGAUCCAGGCAGGGCUGGGGCAGUUCCUGAUGCUCAUAAAGAACAGUUUACUUGUGAGGCAGAUCCUCCACACAUGGAUGGACUCCUUGCCCUCCAACUGAUUGAUUUUACGGCAGUUUUGGGAUCAGGUGCCUGGUGCUCCUCUGGAUUUUGCUGUUUAACAAUAGGACAAAUCACAGCUGGGUGACUCAGACAUGGUUAAAAGCAGUUUCUCUGACCCAAGUGCCUGGAGCCCUUCAGUGUGAAAGAGCUGAUUAGACUUCAGUGAUCUUCCUGUCAGAUCUGUGCUGUCAGUCAGUGCUGCACAGGACACUGAAAACCCAGGUGUAAAAAGAUUGGUUAAGGAAGUGAGGAUAAAAAAUAUAUAUAUAUAUAUAAAUAUAUGUAAAAAACUCCUUAUUACCUAAGAUAGAACUGGAAAUCCUGUGCCUGUUGCUUUGAAGAAUAUUUUCCUUGUGGAAGAUUUAAACAAAUGAGAAGCUGCAUUUUACAUUUGCUUUGUGAUGAGCUGAACAUUUUUAAGCUGGUUUCCAUUUCUCAUCUCCUCCCAGUGCUACUCUGCUCUGGCAGCAAUCACAGAAUCCCAAGAUGGGCUUGGAAAAGGCUGAGAAUUGAGAUUGUUGAGAAUUUCAGACUCUUCCACGUUCCUGUGUGAGCAGCCACGUGUGUCCCUUCACUGAUUUCUCAUUGUUGGAUUAAAAGCUGUCUAAAACUCAGUUAAAAUCUCCACCUGGCCAAAGACUGAGGAAGAGGAGGAGGAAUGAGCUAAAAAGUGGCUCCAAAGCAUUUUUGGGGCUGCUCAGGUGUUUCAGAGCCAGGGCCUGAUGGUGAUGAUGCAUUUUCCAGUGUUUUUCCUUAAAAUCUCCAUCAGCUCUCAGCUAAAGGAGCCUGGCAGAGGUGCUGAACGCUGUACAGGAAUAUUUCCACCCCUAAAAAACUGAAUUCUGUGCCUUACCUGAGUCCUGCAGUGCAGUUUAGGUGUUUACUAAUGCCUUUGGUGAGCCUGUUGCUUCUAGAACUCGUAGAGCAGAACAGCAGCCAGCACUUUUUGUUUGUUUUUUUUUUUUACACAGUGUUAUUCAAAGAGUUUUAUUUUUUGUCACGUAUAAAUUUGUACACAGAACGUUUGUUUUAUUUGACACAAUAUAUAUAAUUUUUAAUACAAACCUUUGCAUUGGAUGUGUCAAUCUGUGGUGGGGUUGUUCAGCCUGGGGGUGCUGAAGGAGGGAAGUUCGUGGUGUGCUUGUAAAUUUGGGAUAUGCUUCCUUUGUGUGGAAAAAAAGAGUUGGUUCGUGGCAUUUAAGUGGUGCAAAGCCUAAAA